GAACAAAAUAGAGGUUUACAAAAAAGGAACGUCACAUCCCCUUGACCCUCCAAUCACCUCUGGGUCCCAUUUGAUUGGAAGGCGGCAAAGGCUUUAAUCUCAGACUAAUUCAGCUGCUUUUGAAGUGACUGUUUUCUGCCAGAUCUCGGGUUGGAAGAACUACUUCGCAGAUCUGUUAAGACACGCAGUGACAACAGAGCUUCUGGUGCAGCAAUAGCUUUAAACCGAUAGCCACACAGCCGUCUCCUGACUGUACUCUUCUACCUAAGGAUUACACCUAUUUUGUUGAUCUUGGACUGGUCGUACUCUUGUAAUUUAAAAAAAAAAAAAGGAAUCUCUGAUUUUUUAAUGAAUCUGAUAAAUGCAUUUUCAACAAUUUCUAUGAGAAUUGGGUCAUGAUCACAUCGCCCUCGGUCUCUGCUCUACGAAAUAGUAAUAAUCAAGCCUGGGAGAGCAGCGGUUCUUGGAAUAACAGCUCCGCGACAAAUCUCAACAAGCCCUUUCUCCACUCCGUUCCUCCUUUGGAUCCUCUAAGGCAAGCUAAUCGCCUUCCCAUCAAGGUGUUGAAAAUGCUCACGGCACGAACAGGACACAUUCUGCACCCCGAGUAUCUCCAGCCCCUGCCGUCUACGCCCGUUAGCCCAAUCGAGCUUGAUGCCAAGAAAAGUCCACUGGCCCUUUUGGCUCAAACUUGCUCGCAAAUCGGAAAACCAGACCCUCCAGUCUCUUCUAAACUCUCGUCAGUAACAUCUAAUGGAUCUAGUGACAAAGACUCCAAAUCCGGCCCAUUGAAAUUGAGUGACAUAGGAGUGGAAGACAAAUCUAGCUUCAAACCUUACUCAAAACUAUCCGAGAAGAAGGACUCCGGGGUUUCCAGUGGAGAGAAAUCUGGUUUCCGCGUGCCUAGCGCCACCUGCCAGCCAUUUACUCCAAGGACAGGCAGCCCCAACUCCAGCACUUCUGCUUCCCCGUUGCCAUCGGAGGGUAAAUCGGGAGACAGUCAAGACAAGAAAGACUCUGAAUCUAAUAAAAAUAGCACAUCUGAGGGGUCUGGGGCCUCUAGCAUCAGCCACGGCAGGAUAAGUGUGAGUUGUGCUGGAAUAAAUGUAGAGGUCAACCAACAUCAGGAUACUAAUUUGGGGUCAAAAUCUUCAGACUCUUUAUCAGUGUCUUCAGCCUCAUCUGCAUCAAUACUUGGAUCUGGUCUUGUGGCUCCUGUUUCACCAUAUAAACCAGGACAGACUGUUUUUCCACUUCCACCGGCUGGCAUGUCAUACCCUGGGUCUUUGGCCGGGGCCUAUGCUGGCUAUCCACAUCAGUUCCUGCACCACGGAGUGACUUUAGACCCAACCAAGUCCAACAGCCUAGUCAAUGCCCAGCUUGCCAGUUCACUAGGCUGCAGUAAGGCAGGAUCUAGCCCCUUAGCCGGAGCCUCACCACCUUCAAUGAUGUCUGCUAGUAUUUGUAGAGACCCUUACUGCUUAAGCUACCACUGUGCAAGUCACCUGACUGGGGCUGCCAGUGCACAAUGUGCACACGACUCUGCAGCUGUUGCAGCUCUUAAAUCUGGAUACCCGCUGGUAUACCAAACACACCCGUUGCACAGUGUCCACUCCUCUCCACCAUCAUUUGCUGGGCACCCCUUAUACCCUUAUGGCUUUAUGCUCCCCAAUGAUCCCCUGCCACAUGUCUGCAACUGGGUGUCGGCCAAUGGACCUUGUGACAAGCGUUUUUCCUCCUCCGAAGAACUCCUGAACCACCUGCGAACCCACACAGCUUUCACUGGAACAGAAAAGCUCAUAUCCGGUUACCCUAGCUCAUCUUCUUUAGCCAGCGCAGCAGCAGCCGCUAUGGCUUGCCACAUGCAUAUGCCCCCAACAGGGGCCCCUGGGAGCCCCGGCACAUUGGCACUCAGGAGCCCCCACCACGCUUUGGGACUGAGCAGUCGCUAUCACCCUUAUUCAAAGAGCCCCUUACCAACUGGUGCACCAGUGCCAGUACCUGCAGCCACAGGACCAUAUUACUCUCCAUACGCACUGUAUGGACAAAGACUGACCACAGCAUCCGCACUGGGAUAUCAGUAAAAUAAAAAAAGACUAACAAAUUUAUAUUAAAAAAUACAAAUAUAAAGACUUUUAUAUUACUGUCCACUUAAGGACUGGAUCCGUGGACGCUGUAUUUAUUUAUGUUAGCUUCAAGCAGGACAAUAAAAACUAAAAAAUACAAAUAAAACUCAAAAGUGCAUUACUUUAAAACUGAGCUCUAUAGGUAAAGUGAAACGCCCAUGGUAGAAUAUUAAUGAAAAAUAGGGUUUUUUCUUUUCGGUGUUUAUUUGAAAUUGCUAUGAUUGUAUUGUACGUUCCUAUUUAAUGUCUCCUUGGAAGAAAAGAAGAAUUUACAUGCAUGUUUGUUACUAAAAUCCCAACUUGUCAUUUAUAAUUUUAAAUUGCAAUUAUUUUUAAGGUGUAUACCAUGGAGAGAGAAUUGGUAUUUUUUUGUAUGUAUUCUGAAAAAAAAAAGAAACGGUUCUAUUCCAAAAAAUAAACUAUCGUCUUUUAUUUCUUACAUUGCACUAAACAUACAGGUUUUACAAUUUAAGGGAGGUUUUUGGUAUAAUUUAUGUAAGCUGGUGUGAAAUAAUUCUGGGUAUAACAUAACUAAAACACAUUAUGAAAUAAACUAAACUUUUUAAUUUGUUUUUGUUUGACAGCAGGCUGGUGAGUUUAUUAUUAUUAUUAUUAUUAUUAUUAUUAUUAUUAUUAUUAUUAUUAAAAACAACUUUUAAAAAAAAACACAAACGGGAAUUGUAGUUUAAAAAAAUAGUAGAAAUCUGAACGCUAGUUUUAAUAGGUAGGGCGGCUACAUCUUCGCCUGUCUGAAUAUUUUGAUAUACCAAAAAAUUAAGACAAUAAUAAAUACUAAUACGACAGUUUGUGUGGAUUUUUUUGUGAACAGUAAGUUCUGUAGAUGUGCGUUUAAUUAGGCUUUUUAUGCAUAUUGGAACACCAUAAACCUUUAAGAAUCAAUGUAAAUGUAAUGUCUUGAGUUAGUAUGGUGUUUAAAUAUGAUUUCUGUGUCAGGUUACUUAUACUUCUAUUUUCACCGUUUACAGUACAUUAUUUUACUUGUGUUGUAAAUUAAUGUAUGCGUUAUUAGUCUUCACCGGUGCAAAUAUGUUGCACACUUGUCAUUGGUUCAGUAUGUUAAAUGUGCAAGAUUCAAUUAUAAAUAUUGCAUUUUGAAACAAAAGAGAGAUCAAAGUACAUUUUUAAAUAAAUAUGGAGGGUGGUAUAACCCACACUGAACAACUAAUGCACCAUUUUACUACUUCAUCAAACAAUAAAGUGGUCUAUAGGCUUUGUAAUGUUUAAAAUACAUUUAAAUCGGAGUAUUGAGAGAAGACAAGACAGAAAAUGAAACGUUAAAGGAAGAAGCUGAAAAGAUGUUUUUAAAUCAUGACUUUGGGGACAGGCGUUACAGUCAUUCUCAUUAAAAGAUUAGCCUGUACAGCUAAAGCAUAACCAGCGCUUAGAGUGAACACGGUAACAAGGCAAAUGUAAUAACCUAGAACCAUUCUGUAGGAGAAAUUAAUCCAAAACGUGUAAAUUGAAAACAUACUCAUCGUAAAUUUAAAGCAGAGCUAUCGUUCCUUUUUUAGUCUAGUGUGACACACUUUUUUUUCGUUUUAAAACACAAUGUCCGAUUUGCGAGUCAGUUUUGUGUGCUUGUGCGUGUGUUCUUUUCUGAUGUGUAACCAACCUGAACAACACUGCGCUGUCAAUGGCAAUUACCCAUUAAAAA
Molecule: messenger RNA, 3801 nt
Organism: Acipenser ruthenus (sterlet)
Lineage: Eukaryota; Metazoa; Chordata; Actinopteri; Acipenseriformes; Acipenseridae
Product: zinc finger protein 503
Exons: 2
Coding region: 396-2084 (562 amino acids)
Biological process (GO): negative regulation of DNA-templated transcription
Cellular component (GO): nucleus
Source: RefSeq, a predicted model, not a curated record